CGCAAGGCCGGCACGCAGAUCGAGAACAUCGAGGAGGAUUUCCGCAACGGCCUCAAGCUCAUGCUGCUGCUCGAGGUCAUCUCUGGCGAGCGGCUGCCCAAGCCGGACAAGGGCAAGAUGCGCUUCCACAAGAUCGCCAACGUCAACAAGGCGCUGGACUUCAUCGCCAGCAAAGGGGUGAAGCUGGUGUCCAUCGGGGCCGAGGAGAUCGUGGACGGGAACCUCAAGAUGACGCUGGGGAUGAUCUGGACCAUCAUCCUGCGCUUCGCCAUCCAGGACAUCUCCGUGGAGGAGACCUCGGCCAAGGAGGGGCUGCUGCUCUGGUGCCAGCGCAAGACGGCUCCGUAUCGCAACGUCAACGUGCAGAACUUCCACACCAG
Molecule: messenger RNA, 380 nt
Organism: Tinamus guttatus (white-throated tinamou)
Lineage: Eukaryota; Metazoa; Chordata; Aves; Tinamiformes; Tinamidae
Source: RefSeq, a predicted model, not a curated record